UCUUGGUUUGAGAUUUUAUGUGUUGGGUUAUGGCUGCAAAUGUUUGGCUAUUGCAGAUAUUUUUAAAAUUUGGCUGAGAUCUAAACACAUGUCAAGCUUGGACAAAUUUGUAAAGAAUAGCAAAUUUAGUGGUCAAGUUUCAGGGGCUUCAGUGACAUUUGAAUUGAAAUAAGAAAUUUUCAGUUCUGUAGAGCUUGUUCAUUGCUUGAGAUCACUUGACUCUGUAAACAAUUUUGUCUUCAGAGACAGAAAUUUGUGAGUAUAUAUAUAUUAACAAUGCCAUUAUGGGGAAUAAAUUUUGUGGAAUUACAGAAGCCCCUACUGACAAAGAUAUUAAAAUGGGCUGGUGUGGAACAAAAGCUAAUUGAAAUUGAAGAAGGAACCACCAUGAGCUGCUGGGCACCUAUAAAAAUUAGCACAAGGCCUCCAUUGGUUUUGGUACAUGGGUUUGCAGCAGAGGGAGGAGUGACAUGGCAGUUUCAGAUCAGUAAACUGAGCAAGGAGUACUCUAUUUACGUACCUGACUUGCUCUUUUUUGGGAAGUCUGUAACUGUGAGUCGGCAAAGGUCUGAGACCUUUCAGGCAGAAUGUUUGAUGACGUUGUUGAAAAAGUUGAAAGUGGAGAAAUGCGCCAUGGUGGGUCUUAGCUAUGGAGGAAUGGUGGCUUUUACAAUGGCAGAAAUGUAUCCAGAACUUGUUACCUGUCUAGUGGUCAGUGGCUCUGUGAUUGCCAUGACUGAUUCAAUUAGCCAGACUUCUCUCAACAGGCUUGGAUUUUCAAGUUUUGCAGAGCUUCUGCUUCCCACCACGGUUAAAGGCCUUAAAGCGUUGUUUUCUGUGGGGUUUUACAAGAAAAUCUGGCUCUCAGAAUUUCUCUUCAGAGAUUUUCUAGAGAUUAUGUUCAAUAACAGGGAAGAGAGAGGAGAGCUUCUAGCUGCUUUGGGUGAAAGUAACAAAGUAGCCCAAGUUCCAUCUCUUAACCAGAAAAUUCUGUUCUUGUGGGGCAAUAAGGAUGAGGUUUUCAAUCUUGAACUUGUCAAUGGAAUGAGAAAGUAA
Messenger RNA from Cryptomeria japonica (Japanese cedar), 1056 nucleotides. RefSeq lists its product as uncharacterized. The transcript is spliced from 3 exons. The record is from RefSeq and is a predicted model, not a curated record. The coding region runs from base 277 to 1056 and encodes 259 amino acids. Lineage: Eukaryota; Viridiplantae; Streptophyta; Pinopsida; Cupressales; Cupressaceae.